AUGGCGCUUUUUUAUAUAGCCAGUCUGGCUGUGACGGGCCUGGUGUUGCUUGUCCUCCGAUCUGUCUUGUAUAGCUGGAGAAUACAGCACAAACUACCUCCUGGUCCACCUGGUCUCCCUCUCAUUGGCAACAUCCACCAGAUCCCACCAGUGCGCGCGCAUCGAAAAUUCACCGAAUGGUCCAAAAUAUAUGGUGGCCUCUACAGCUUCCGCAUUGGCCCAGCCGUAGCCGCAGUAAUUACAGAUCGAAGUCUAGUCAAGGAACUGCUCGACAAACGCAGCGCUCUAUACAGCUCAAGGCCGAUCUCCUAUGUCGGACAGAACCUCAUAACCAGCGGCGACCAUCUCCUCGUUAUGGACAACAACGAAACCUGGCGGCUGUUCCGCAAGACAGUUCACCAGCAUUUCAAGGCGAGCAUGUGCGAGAAAGAGCACGUCAAGCUACUCGAAGCCGAGCACACACAGAUGAUGCGUGACUUUCUCCUUUAUCCAGAGAAGCACAUGCUACAUACAAAACGAACCACCAAUAGUAUAAUUAUGAGUCUACUGUAUGGGAUUCGUACCCCGUCGUGGGAUACGCCACAUAUGGAGGAACUCUACGAGAUCAUGGAGAAAUGGUCCAAGAUUAUGGAAACCGCCGCCACGCCGCCUGUCGAUAUCUUCCCGUGGCUGAAAUGGAUUCCACAGAAGUGGCUAGGCAACUGGGUAGAUCGGUCGGUAGAGGUGGGUAGCGGCAUGAAAGCGUUGUACGGAUCCUUCCGGCGACGGGCGAUCGAGGCACGACGACAGGCCGAGCAGGGCUUACAAAGCCGAGCUCGCACGUUCAUUGACCAUGUACUGGACCUACAGGAGAAGGAAAACCUCACUGACAAUCAGGUCAACUUCCUCGGUGGCGUGAUGAUGGAGGGUGGAUCUGACACCGGGUCCACGAUGCUCCUCGUGAUGAUCCAGGCGCUGGUGCAGCAUCCGGAAGUACAGGAACGUGCGCGUGCUGAGAUCGACGCUGUCUGUGGCGAAGAUAGAUCCCCGACAUGGGCGGAUUUCAGCCGUCUACCGUACAUCAACAUGAUCGUCAAAGAGACAAUGCGCUGGCGGCCAGUGACGCCACUAUCAUUCCCGCAUGCGCUCAGCCAAGAUGAUUGGGUCAAUGGGUAUCUCCUACCGAAGGGGACAACCGUCUUUCUGAACGUGUGGGGCCUCCACCACGACGAAAGCGUAUUCCUCAAUCCCGACCGAUUCGACCCCAGUCACUACGAAGGGCGAAAUAACCUGGCUUCGGACUACGCCGUUUCACCGGACUACAUGCAGCGGGACCACUUCAUCUACGGGGCUGGACGAAGGCUCUGCCCAGGGAUCCAUCUGUCAGAGCGUAGUAUGUUCCUUGGAGCUGCAAAGCUCCUCUGGGCAUUCCGGUUCGAGCCUGAGCUUGAUGAGUCGGGUACGCCAGUCGCCAUCGACACUGACCCGAUCACAGGGUACACCGAGGGGUUCCUUGUGUGUCCAAAGGCGUACAAGUGUAAAGUCUCUCCUCGCUCUCCUGCGACGGCCGAGACGAUUCUCCAUGAGUUCGCGCGGGCCGAGUCCGAGAUACUUUGUCAAUAUGCGAGGCCAUAA
Molecule: messenger RNA, 1614 nt
Organism: Penicillium concentricum
Lineage: Eukaryota; Fungi; Ascomycota; Eurotiomycetes; Eurotiales; Aspergillaceae
Product: cytochrome P450
Exons: 3
Coding region: 1-1614 (537 amino acids)
Molecular function (GO): oxidoreductase activity, acting on paired donors, with incorporation or reduction of molecular oxygen; heme binding; iron ion binding
Source: RefSeq, a predicted model, not a curated record